GUGCUUGCGAUGCGUACGAGUCCGCAAAAUCAUGCGAUGUGACAUGAAGACGAGAUGACGUUGUGCUGUCGAUACAGUGUGGCCGUGGCUGUUGAGGGCUGUCGGAGAGAUCCCCGGAGCUGCUGUCGAUGAGCUGCUGCUGCAUUUGCUGCAUGUAGUUUGUUAGCAAGCUGUUUAGCUAGUGCGCGCAUGUUUGUAUGGCCUGGUCGUGUGGAGUAAGAAGCGGUCAGGUUAGUUAACUGGUGGUUGCAUGCAUUAGGAUUAGUCAUGCGUGCGUGGUGUGUGGCAUGAGACCCGGCAGGUUGUUGCUCGGGCUCAUUUGCGUUUAUGCUAGCUAUUUAAGAGUUUGUAAGCCUGGAGAAGGAGUUGAGAAAAGAUAAAACAAAAAGAGGAGCUGUGUGAGACAGCCCGUUGCCAAAAAUUCUCUAUGUUCUUGUGUUACAGAGAGAGCAGCUAAGCCAUAUAUCAAAACAAUCUAAGCCCCGGCCAGCAGCUAAUCACCAUCACUUGAAUUACUAUGAACUUAGCUAUCGAUCUUCGCAUGGCUACUGGCAACGGAGAGAACAGCUACGCUGCCAACUCCAGGCUUCAAGAGAAGGCCAUACUGGAGACGAGGCCGGUGCUUCAGAAGGCCAUUGAAGAGGUGUACGCGUCGCUGAUCAUCAGCCCCGGGAGCAAGAUGGUGGUCGCUGACCUCGGCUGCUCCUCGGGUCCAAACACUUUGCGCGUCGUGUCCGAGGUGAUGGGCGCGAUCCGCGCAUAUUGUAGAGAACAGGAGGCGGAAGACGAAGAGCAGCGGCGCCUUUCCGUGGAGGUGCAGUUCUUCCUGAACGACCUGCCGGGGAACGACUUCAACCUCGUCUUCCGGUCCCUGGACUGCUACUUGGAGAAGCAUCUCGGCGUGGAAGAGGAAGAAGAGACGUCACCGUGCUAUGUGGCGGGACUGCCGGGAUCCUACUACAGGAGGCUUUUCCCUUGCCGGAGCGUUAAUCUCUUCCACUCCUCUUUCUCCCUCAUGUGGCGCUCAAAGGUUCUCAAAACUGAUGUUGAGGCUGCAUUGCAACUUCUGAAUCUUGCAAUAUUCCAUAAGGAAUUGACUGAGAUGGAAGACCGUGAACAGAGAUAGAUGGAGAAACAACAAGCUGAACAUGACGCAGAUGCAAGUGGUGGCACGGCAAACGGGCAUGGAGGUGCAACCGGUAGCACUGCAGAUGGGCAUGGAAACUCUGGCGACAACCCGAUGGAUAUGGAUGUAGGCACUACAUCAAAUGAUCAGUAUAUUUCUUCGCAAAAAAAGAGAGGUCAAUACACUUCAGCAAGCUCAGAAUUUUUUAUUCUUCUAUGCAGCUGAUUUUUAAUUAUCGUUUUUUCUUGCAUUUCUUUGUGAUUUCAUAAUGUACAGAAUUGAAUCAUUCGUGCCUAUCCUUGGUCAACAUUUCAAUUGAUGACAUUGAGCAGACAUUUAAUAGAGGAGCAGUUGCACCUUACAGUAGAGCCCAAGUAGAUUUCUCCAGGUCAUUUCUCAAUGUAUCAGCAAUAUGCAACUAAGUACAUACUUGCCAACACAUCAUCUCCAGUGAAAAAUAUAUCACGAAUUAUGAACUACAAUAGUGACGAUUGCGGACCAUAUCGAACAGAUCAUUCAUAUGAUAAGUUUGGCGGUGGCACUUUCCUCCUCUUCAAAAAGUCUGUAAUGUGAUUACCUGCCGCGAAAUAGGAGUGUUCGUCCUUGAAAGAUGCAUGAAGCAUGCCCAACACUUCUCCACUUGAACUCAACAACGGGGCACCCGACAAACCUUGGGUCGCGCUCAUGUGAACCCCCAGCAUGUGCAUGUUAUAUCCAUUGGUGUUAGUUUCGCUUCUGUCGAGCACUGUUUCAAUGGGCCGACAUAUCCUUUUGUACAUGUUCUUAGGUGAUGUUCAGGCCAAGAUAUCAUAAAGGCAUCUUAGCCCUCUUUUGGCUUGUUAUUGGAUAUGACGAGGUGUUGGUGGUUCUUGUCACAUGGUUGUUUACUAUCUUGGCUUGUAAUAUCUGUCUUCUUGGCCGACAAGAGGAGCAAGUCUUUUCGGAACUCAGCUGCGAGUAUUGUAACAUUGUUGUACUUUCUGUCUCCUUUGUGUUCCCAUAUAGACCUUUACAAAGCUCAUGUUGUAUCAA
Molecule: messenger RNA, 2158 nt
Organism: Brachypodium distachyon (stiff brome)
Lineage: Eukaryota; Viridiplantae; Streptophyta; Magnoliopsida; Poales; Poaceae
Product: anthranilate O-methyltransferase 2
Exons: 4
Coding region: 518-1126 (202 amino acids)
Biological process (GO): methylation
Molecular function (GO): S-adenosylmethionine-dependent methyltransferase activity
Source: RefSeq, a predicted model, not a curated record